Molecule: messenger RNA, 1252 nt
Organism: Paramecium primaurelia
Lineage: Eukaryota; Ciliophora; Oligohymenophorea; Peniculida; Parameciidae
Source: the annotation of a GenBank genome assembly
AUGAAUCGAAACAUACCAAUUGGGAAUAAAAUUUGUGCAACAAAAGAAAUAUUCUAGAACUAAGUCAUUCUAAAUAGUCAUUUAUUGACUAUGAGACCCUAAAUCAACACUAGUGCACCAAAACAAUAUGAUUUUCUAAAAAAUAAAAAGAUUAAGGAAGCCAUCAAAUCAUAAAAGUAAUAAGAAAUAGACAGAGAAAAUUAAAAUCUUAUAUCCAAAUUAACUAAUAUUAUGUAAUAAUAAUCAAGUAAUAAUAUUAUCAUAAUUAAGAUAACUCAAUCUCUACUUUAGCAAUUAAGAAAUCCACUACUGUGAGUCUUGGUCCAAAGAAAUCUCUCAAUAAAGAAUACAGAAAAAAAGAAUUGAUUAAGAUUGUUAUGGAGAAUCAAUAACUCUUAAAAAGAAUUUAAGAUUAGAAAUCUCAAUACAAUGUUAAAGAUUGGAAUCAAGAGAGAAGAUGGGUUGAAAAAUAUAUUUCUAAUAUUUGCGAAUAUCCGUAUAAGGAUUUCAAACCUACAAAAACUUUAGUGUAAUAUUGGACCAACUCAAGAAUUAGCGAGUCUUAAUUAUAAAGUAAUAAUUCAGAAGUUAUAUUAUUAGAAAGAGAUAAUUUUAACAAUAAGAAAUUAGAUCCCUUAGAAAUCAAAAGCCAAUAAACUAAGUAUCAAGUAUUAUUAAUCUAUUCAGAUCAAGAGCUAGGCAAGAGAAUAAUACAGAGUCUAGAUAAAUCUUAAUAAAUUAAGAAAAUCAAUAAAGGUAAUAUAAUCUAUAAUAAUAUUUUAGAAGUCUCUUUGAAUCUGAUUUUCAACCUUAUGAACCCUAUCAAGAUAAGGUUAGUAAGAUUGUUAAUGAAAUCAUUGAAAAACCUUAGUAAUAAGAAUUAGAGUAAAAGAAAGAAGACAAAGAAGUUGUAAAUGAUCAAAAAUAUCAAGAUAAACCAACAAUGCAAGAAGAUCAAGUAAAUGUGGAAUCUAAUGAUCAGUAAAGCAGGGAAUAAGAAGAAAAUUAGAAUAAUGAAAAAAUUGAAGAAUAAUAAUAAUAAUAAUAAUAAUAAUAAUAAUAAUAAUAAUAAUAAUAAUAAUAAUAGAAUGAAAUUGAUAACUUAAUGGAGAAUUCAUAAGUAAAUGAAGAGUAAUAAGAUGAAGGUUCUAAUAAAUCUCCUCAAAAUCAUCAAAAUAUAUAAACUAUAGAUUUUGAAUAACAGAAUUAAGAAGUAUUAGACAAUUAAAAUUCAGAAUAAUUCUAAGAUUGA